This is a messenger RNA of Trichomycterus rosablanca, 1105 nucleotides long. RefSeq names its product S-phase kinase-associated protein 1 (gene skp1). Gene Ontology annotation, molecular function: cullin family protein binding. Gene Ontology annotation, biological process: SCF-dependent proteasomal ubiquitin-dependent protein catabolic process. Lineage: Eukaryota; Metazoa; Chordata; Actinopteri; Siluriformes; Trichomycteridae. The record is from RefSeq and is a predicted model, not a curated record. The transcript has 6 exons. Gene Ontology annotation, cellular component: cytoplasm; nucleus. The coding region runs from base 114 to 605 and encodes 163 amino acids.
AUGCGCCUGUGCUAGCUAGUAGCUACACACCAAACGCUUUACUGGGAUUUCAGGUGACGACUGGCUUUCUGGUGGUUACAUUUUGUUUUAAAUCGGUCAGCAACAUAGUCACUAUGCCAACAAUUAAGCUGCAAAGCUCUGAUGGAGAAAUGUUCGAGGUGGAUGUUGAAAUCGCUAAGCAAUCUGUGACCAUAAAAACCAUGCUAGAGGAUUUAGGUAUGGAUGAUGAAGGGGAUGAUGAUCCUGUCCCUCUUCCCAAUGUGAAUGCAGCCAUCCUCAAAAAGGUGAUUCAGUGGUGCACACAUCACAAAGACGACCCCCCUCCACCAGAGGAUGAUGAAAACAAAGAGAAGAGGACCGAUGACAUCCCUGUGUGGGAUCAGGAGUUCCUUAAAGUGGACCAAGGCACACUCUUUGAGCUCAUUCUGGCUGCCAAUUAUUUGGACAUUAAAGGCUUGCUAGAUGUUACCUGCAAGACUGUUGCAAAUAUGAUUAAGGGCAAAACACCAGAGGAAAUCCGAAAGACCUUUAAUAUUAAAAAUGACUUUACAGAGGAAGAGGAAGCUCAGGUACGCAAGGAGAACCAGUGGUGUGAAGAGAAAUGAAGCUCACUUUGACAAACACUGUAAGAAUUGUUCCCAAAAACACAUUACCUGGUUGCACUGCGCUCCUCAUACCUGCUGAUAAUUACCAGUACAAUGAAACCCCUUGUGUAGUCAUUGCAUGAUCUUCAUUGCUUAUGUGGUGCAAACAGAAAUAUAAUUUAAACUGUUCUUGUUUUUAUUCAUCUUUAUAUAUUGACCUAAAAUAAAUGUUUACUUCUUACAAAUAAGACAUUCAAUUUAUUGUGAUAAAAUUAAACAUUUUCUCAUCCUGCAACCAAGUAGAUUUGAUUGUGUGCUCAUUCUUAAGUCAAACGGAAUAGAAAAAACCCAGGAUUUUUUGAGGUGACAACUUGUCCUGUGGACUUGUUUAAUAAUUAUUGUGUUUUCUUUAUGCAUGGCUAUUAUUUUGCCUCUUAUCAUUGUAAAUGAUUAUUGUAAACUCUUCUUUUCAAACUAAGUUCAAAUUACUUUUAAGUUUAAAAAAUAAAACAGAAAAUAUU